CACACCUAAAUUUUAUUUAAGAGACCAACGUAGGCUAUUCCUGGCUUUUAGGAAGAAGACUGGCAUGGGGAGAUGUGUUCCUUGCUAAUGCUUCCAAGCCAUGGCGCUUCCCAGCAAGUUCUUCCUUUGGUUUUGCUGCUCUGCUUGGCUGUGUUUUCCUGUUAGCCUUGGUACUCAGGCUUCUAGGGAAGAAGCUCCGAUGGCAGCUAGUGUUGAGUUGGAAUCUGAGGCUGAGCCUUGGUCCUUGCUGCAGCCUCUAGAUGGGGGAAACAGAUCUGGCCUCCUUCCCCCUCUCUUCAAGGCUCUGUAUGAUGGGCAAGGUGGGGCUCCUAGGCUGCAGCCAGACUCCAGAGCUUUGCGCUACAUGAAGAGGCUCUAUAAGGCAUAUGCUACCAAGGAGGGGAUCCCUAAAUCCAACAGAAGCCACCUCUACAACACUGUCCGGCUCUUCACCCCCUGUGCCCAGCACAAGCAGGCUCCUGGGGACCAGGUGACAGGAACCGUUCCAUCAGUGGACCUGCUGUUUAACCUGGAUUGUGUUACUGCUGUUGAACACUUAGUCAAGUCGGUCUUGCUAUACACGUUCAACAACUCAGUUUCUUUUCCCUCUGCUGUUAAAUGUGUGUGCAACUUGGUGAUAAAAGAGCCAGAGUUUUCUAGCAAGACUCUCCCUAGAGCUGCAUACUCACUUACCUUUAACUCACAGUUUGAAUUUAGAAAGAAAUAUAAAUGGAUUGAAAUGGAUGUGACCACUCUCCUUCAGCCUCUAGUGGCCUCCAACAAGAGAAAUAUUCACAUGUCUGUAAACUUUAGAUGCGGGGAAGACCAGCUGCAGCAUCCGUCAGCACAGGACAGUCCACUUAACAUGACUUUUCCGCUGUUCCCCUCACUGCUUUUAUAUCUGAACGACACAAGUGCUCAGGCUUAUCACAGGUGGCUUUCCCUCCACUAUCAAAGGAGGCCUUCACAGGGUCGUGACCAGAAGAGAGAUCUGUCUGCCUGUCCCAUGGGAGAAGAGGCUGCUGAGGGUGUAAGAUCUUCCCGUCACCGGAGAAGUCAGGAAACUGGCAGCUCUGAAGUGAAGAAGACUCUGGUUCCAGCUUCUUUCAAUCUGACUGAGUACUUCAGACAGUUUAUUUUUCCCCAAAAUGAGUGUGAGCUCCAUGACUUUAGACUUAGUUUUAGUCAGCUGAAGUGGGACAACUGGAUUGUGGCCCCGCAAAGAUACAACCCUCGGUACUGUAAAGGGGACUGUCCCAGAGCAGUUGGGCAUCGGUAUGGCUCUCCAGUUCACACCAUGGUGCAGAACAUCAUCCAUGAGAAGCUUGACUCUUCAGUGCCAAGACCAUCAUGUGUACCUGCCAAAUACAGCCCUUUGAGUGUCUUGACCAUUGAGCCCGAUGGCUCAAUCACUUAUAGAGAAUAUGAAGAUAUGAUAGCCACUAAGUGCACCUGUCGUUAACAUAUUUUCCUUGAGCCUCUUUGGCCAAGUAAGUGCCCUUCGCCUAUCUGUGCCUUCAGGAGAAAGCUUCAUGUGUCACAUCUCUAAAUAUAAUGCAAUGUGUGUUGUAUAAGGAGGAGCCUGUGUAGAUUAGCACAUUCUAUGGCAUCUAUCAGCGUAAAGCAGUAACAUCUGCCUUUUUUAUUUCCAAUGUAAAUGUAACAUAGUUAUUUUGGAAAGCUUUAAAUUUUUUUCCCUGAGCGAUUUUUUUUUUCCUUUUCGUAGGAGUCUUGUUUGUGAUGUAAGAAAAAAAAAAUUUCAUUAGUAUGAAUCUUGGAUGGAAUUGCAGCUCUAAGUAGACAAUUCAGAGUGCUGUAGUCUUAUUUAAUGGAAGAAUAAAUUCUUGUCAGUGG
This is a messenger RNA of Ceratotherium simum simum (southern white rhinoceros), 1854 nucleotides long. It is a transcript of the gene GDF9, whose product is annotated as growth differentiation factor 9. The record is from RefSeq and is a predicted model, not a curated record. NCBI's taxonomy places the organism in Eukaryota, Metazoa, Chordata, Mammalia, Perissodactyla, Rhinocerotidae. Gene Ontology annotation, cellular component: extracellular region. Gene Ontology annotation, molecular function: growth factor activity; cytokine activity.